AUGCCGCAGGUCCGUAGCCUUCGCGCCCGAGGUACGAUGAAUGAGAACGAUGAGAACGGUCCCUCGACGCGUCUGACGCGGGCCAAGGCCGCCGCUCAAACUGAGGGUCCUGCCGACGCGAUCAAAAAGCCUGUCGUCAAGCGAGCCCCUUCGGCUGUUAAUGGAGCUCGCCGCGCGGCUCUCGGAGAUGUCAGCAAUUUCAACAAGGCCGACGCGGGUGGAGCCAAGGAUGGAAAGAAGGCUGUGGCUGGCAAGGCUGGCUUGACAUCAAAGGCCGGUGUGAAGCCUGGAGGUAUUCAGAAGCCCGGUCGCACAACUUCAACACGAGGGAACCAUGGGCUUCGCGAUGCCAACACCAAGAAGCCUGCCGCGAAGCGCCAGGUUCCCAAGACCAACGAGAACGCGACUUCGGAGGAGCCCCCUCUCAAGAAGCCCAAUACGCAGCAGAAGGCUCCCGAGGUGGAAGAUGAGCCGGCUGUUAAAACGAGCAUCAAGGAUGUCGUGGAGGAAGGUGUUCACGAUCUGGACACCGAGGACUUGGACGACCCUUUGAUGGCUGCUGAAUAUGUGGUGGAAAUCUUCGACUACCUGAAGGACCUCGAGCUGGUUACGAUGCCUAACCCUCAGUACAUCGAGCACCAGCAUGAUUUGGAGUGGAAGAUGCGCGGCAUUCUUGUCGACUGGUUGAUUGAGGUUCACACCCGAUUCCGUCUGCUUCCCGAGACUCUCUUCCUGGCCGUCAACAUCAUCGACCGCUUCUUGUCAGCCGAGAUCGUCGCUUUGGACCGUCUGCAGCUUGUUGGUGUUACUGCCAUGUUCAUCGCUUCCAAAUACGAGGAGGUCCUUUCUCCUCACGUUGCCAACUUCAGUCACGUUGCCGACGAGACUUUCUCCGACAAGGAAAUUCUUGAUGCCGAACGCCACGUUCUCCAGACCCUCGAGUACAACAUGAGCUUCCCGAACCCCAUGAACUUCUUACGUCGUAUCUCCAAGGCCGACAAUUAUGAUAUCCAGACCCGCACUCUCGGCAAGUACUUAAUGGAGAUCAGCCUGCUUGAUCAUCGCUUCAUGAGCUACCCCCAGAGCCACAUUGCCGCUGCCGCCAUGUACUUGGCCCGUCUCAUCCUCGAACGUGGGCCCUGGGAUGCCACUCUUGCGCACUAUGCCGGCAAGAAGUUCUUGAAGGCUUCUAUCUUGACUCGCCAGUGGGCCAAGAAGUACCACAGCAUGUACAUCGACAGCUCUCUGUCGGAGCCGUACACUUACAUCAAGGAUGAACAGUAA
This is a messenger RNA of Penicillium maclennaniae, 1284 nucleotides long. RefSeq names its product B-type cyclin nimE. Gene Ontology annotation, biological process: regulation of cyclin-dependent protein serine/threonine kinase activity; G2/M transition of mitotic cell cycle. The transcript has 4 exons. Gene Ontology annotation, cellular component: cytoplasm; centrosome; cyclin-dependent protein kinase holoenzyme complex. Gene Ontology annotation, molecular function: cyclin-dependent protein serine/threonine kinase regulator activity. NCBI's taxonomy places the organism in Eukaryota, Fungi, Ascomycota, Eurotiomycetes, Eurotiales, Aspergillaceae. The record is from RefSeq and is a predicted model, not a curated record. Bases 1 to 1284 code for a protein of 427 amino acids.